AUGGUUUUUGGUAAUAUUAAUUAUCGGUUUAAGCAAGAUCAAUUGAGGUUUGAAGCUUCUGCUCUUCGUUCGGAUGAAGAUCCUAAUGAUAUUACUAAUCUUAACCUUAUGAAAGAUUCUUUGUCUAAGCUAAGUGAAACGCGUCUUCAGCAUAACACGAUGCUUAAACAAAAAGCUAGAAAUCAAUGGCUUGUGGAGGAUUCAAGCAAUUCUACUUUCUUUCAUAAUAGCAUUCGUAUUCGAAUGAGUGCUAAUACUAUUUAUGAAUGGGUAGAUGUUGCUGGUGCUACUAUUUUAGACUAUGACCAAUUUCGUGAUCAUGUUGUGCAAUAUUAUGAAGACAAGUUCAAUGCACAGGAGUUGGACUAUGAUUUUAGAUUAUUUGAUUAUGAUCAUCCUAGCAUUUCGGAUGAGGAGAGUCUUGCCAUGGACAAAAUUCCUUUCCAGGAUGAAAUCAAACAAGGUAUUCUUGCUACUAGGCUGAGCAACAUCUUGGAUAAUCUUGUUUCUGAGGAACAGGUAGCGUUUUUGAAAGCGCGUAAUAUCCAUGAAAAUAUUAGCUUGGCUUCUGAAAUGGUUAAUGAGCUUCACCUUAAGCGCAAAGAUGGUAAUAUUGGCCUCAAUCUUGAUAUUUCUCAGGCUUUUGAUACGGUGAGUUGGGCUUUUGUGUUGGAAGUUUUUCGUAGAUAUGGUUUCUCUGAGAAGUGGUGCUCUUGGAUACUUAAUAUCUUGAAUUCUGCUAGAAUCUAUAUUCUUUUGAAUCGCAGUCUAGAGGGUUAUUUCAAAAUUAAUAGAGGUUUCCGUCAAGGAGAUCCCCUUUCUCCUUUGAUUUUUGUCUUGAUUGAGGAUGUUCUUAGCAGAAAUAUUACCAAGCUUUUUCGUGAUAAGAAGAUGUCUCACAUGGUUACAAGAGGUGGUAUCUCUCCUACUCAUCUCUUCUUUGAUGAUGUCAUUAUGAUUUUUUGUAAAGGCAAUUUAAAAAGUCCUAAUAACCUUGUGGAUUUAUUGGGCAAGUACCAUACAGCUUCUGGUCAAACGGUUUGUAGGCAAAAGAGAAAAAUUUAUUAUGGAGGUGGUUCUUUGAGUAGGAGUACUAACCUUGCUAAUUACUUGGGGAUGACGGUUGCCACAUUUCCUGACAGAUAUUUGGGAGUUCAAAUUAUGCCAGGUACUGUCAGAUAUCGCCAUAUUUCUAAUGUGGUUGAAAAGAUAAAAUCUCAACUGGCCGGUUGGAAGGGUUUUUCUUUAGCUUUUAAUGAUCAUAUUGUGCUUGUUAAAUCUGUCAUUGCUAGUUAUUCUAAUCACAACAUGGCUAUUUAUAAAUGGAAGCGCAAAUUUAUUUUGCAAUGUGAAAGGGACAUAAGGAAUUUUAUUUGGACGGGUGAUUCUAAUGAGGAGGCCCUUGGCUUAACUCAUUUGUCUAUUAUGAAUGAUGCUCUUAUCAUGAAACUUUGGUGGAAUGUUCGUACUCCUAAGAAGAAAUGGGCUGGUUUUCUUCGUGCCAAUUGUUUUGGUAGGAAUGGUUGUAUCAAAGCUUAUGGUGUUAAAUCUUCUAUUCUUCCAGGUAUUAAGAAGUGCAUUGCUGAAAUUCUUAAUGAUUAUAACCUGGACAGAAACGUGAAGGUGAGUGCUAUUUGGACUGAUGGGCAUUGGAACAUUCCAACUGAGCAUUUGGACCGAAUGCUUGCUGAUGGUAUUGACGUCAAUCAGCUGCCUACUCCUUCUGGUGGAGAUGGCUCUCGGAUUUGGAUGCCGGACUAUAAAGGUGACUUCUCAGUUCAAUCUUCCAAGGAACUGAUUCGUCAGAAGUAUGCAAAGUUUGAUGGUGCUACUCUUUUAUGGCUAAAGGAAAUUCACCCUACUCUUGCUGCUCAAAAUUGGAAAUUUUUGCAUGGUGCUUGUGCUACUUAUGAUGUGAUUAAACGCAGGUUUAAAAUUAAUCUUGCAAGUCGUUGCAUCCUUUGUGGAGUUGCGGAAGAAACGCUCGAACACGUCCUUUUUCAGUGCGCUUUUGCUGGCCGUGCUUGGAACUGGAUUGCUGGUAUUUUUGGUUUAGUUCCUAAUGCUAAUCUUGUGAUUUCUAUCAAGGAAGCUAAGGAGAGGAGUAAAAUGGUUCGUGAUAUGUGGCUUCUAGCUAAUUUUGUCAUCAGGUCAGAGCUAUGGGCAGUGCGUAACAGGGCUGUUUUUCAACACAAGAAAGCCAACUGGAGUUUGUUCUUCAAUCGAGUGCUGAAAUUAAUUCAAGAGUAUGCUGUGCGUCUCAAAGGCUUUGCUGGAGCUGGUGUGAUAACAAGAGAUGAGAACUGUGUAGUCCUUGGUGCAAUGUCUAUUAGCCUAGGAGUUACUACAAAUUAUUUGGCAGAAUUGUAUGGUAUUAUUGUGGGUUUAGAAUGGGCUGCAAGAUGGGGAGCUAGGCGCAUUUGUGUCCGUUCAGAUUCAGACAGUGUAGUGGAAGCUUUCAAGAAUUCAAAUCUCCCUUGGUUUUCAAAGCUUAGAUGGAUGGAAAUUUGUAAAUAUUAUGAUUCUAUAAGGUUCCUUCAUACGUUUAGAGAAGCGAACUUUUUAGCUGAUAAAUUGGCUAAACGUGGUUGUCUCCUAGCUAAUGAAGAGGGAACACAUUAUGAUGGAAAACCUCAAUUUUAA
Messenger RNA from Papaver somniferum (opium poppy), 2643 nucleotides. RefSeq lists its product as uncharacterized. The record is from RefSeq and is a predicted model, not a curated record. The transcript has 5 exons. NCBI's taxonomy places the organism in Eukaryota, Viridiplantae, Streptophyta, Magnoliopsida, Ranunculales, Papaveraceae. Gene Ontology annotation, molecular function: nucleic acid binding; RNA-DNA hybrid ribonuclease activity. Bases 1 to 2643 code for a protein of 880 amino acids.